This is a messenger RNA of Nicotiana tabacum (common tobacco), 1043 nucleotides long. Its product is annotated as putative phospholipid hydroperoxide glutathione peroxidase. Lineage: Eukaryota; Viridiplantae; Streptophyta; Magnoliopsida; Solanales; Solanaceae. The record is from RefSeq and is a predicted model, not a curated record. Gene Ontology annotation, cellular component: cytosol. Gene Ontology annotation, biological process: response to oxidative stress. Gene Ontology annotation, molecular function: peroxidase activity.
ACAAAACAUAAAAUAAAAAUGACCUCUAUGGUUCUUUCAUCGCCUUUGAAUGCUUUACCACAUUUAAAACUAAGAAUAAACUCUUCUUCAUGUAUUUAUUUAUCCAACAAGAUCUCUCUUGAAUCCUCUAAAUCUUCAUUUAGCAAUGGUGACUUCACUUUUCCUUCACCAAAUUUCUCAACAUUUGUAUCAAAAUCUCCAUCUUUGAAUGUUAUCACUGCCCAAACAUCUCCACUUGGAGAACACACCAUCUAUGAAUUCCAAGCAAAGGAAAAGAGAAGAGGUCUCUCACUCAGUUGCUUUAGAGGGAAGGUUCUUCUGAUUGUCAAUGUUCCUGAGCAAGGUUCCGUGUGGACAGAAUCGCAGUAUGAAUUACUCCAUUAUCUAUAUGACAACCAUAAAUCUCAAGGGUUCGAGAUUGCAGCAUUUGUGUACGAUAAGAAAGAAACUGAUAAAGAAGGAAAUGAUGCACAAAAAGCACCAUCAAGGGGACAGGUAGAGAUUAAUGCUGCUAGAUUUCGAGUAUUCGACAAGGUAAAACUGAAUGGUCAAAGGGCACAUCCACUCUUUGUACAUCUAAGGUUAAAAUUUGGGAGAGGAGAACCUAUCAAGAGUGAAUUCCACAAGUUUCUCGUAGACAGAAAUGGUGUAGCUUACAAAAGCUUCUCAUUAGACACACCACGUCACGAGAUUGAGGAUCACAUCAAGCAUUUACUCUUGGAGGAUAUAGAUUGAUAAAGUUUAAGCAACCCAAUAAGAUGGCGCAUUAUUUACUUUGACCUUGGUAUUUUCUGUUCUUAUAUUUAUCAAAAAUUCUUCAUACUUGAUGUUAUUGCUGAUGAUUCGUCAGGUAGAAAACAAGUUGAAAGUAAGAAAUUUAUGUCUGAAUUAAUUUAUUAUUGUCUUGCUUAAAUUAUGUGCCAGUGCUUAGUGUUAAUUAAAUUUUCCUUUGGUUGAGUUUGGCCUUGGUCGGACAUGUAAUAUACAACAACAAAAUGUACAUUUUACUAGUUCUGUGGUAACAACCACACCUUAAUAUUUUA